This is a messenger RNA of Leptonychotes weddellii (Weddell seal), 2021 nucleotides long. It is a transcript of the gene PRSS8, whose product is annotated as serine protease 8. The record is from RefSeq and is a predicted model, not a curated record. Gene Ontology annotation, biological process: proteolysis; positive regulation of sodium ion transport. Gene Ontology annotation, molecular function: serine-type endopeptidase activity. Lineage: Eukaryota; Metazoa; Chordata; Mammalia; Carnivora; Phocidae.
CCAGGGAUCCAGCAGCACUCUGGAAGGUCUCUGCGUAGCCAGGCUUGGCUGGAGACGUGUCCUCACUGGCGGCUGCGGAGACCCCAGCGUCUCCCUUCGUGCCUUAUUCCUGCCUUCGAAGUUAGCCUUGGACGUCUCUUCCCCCUUCCCAGCGCGGAUUCCAGGAUCCCUUCCCUCUGGGGCCGAUACCUGGAACUUGCCUUUGAAACCAGCCCUAAGUACCUUCCCUAGGGUGCCUGGUGUCUCUCCGCAGGGGCCCUGGUCCUGGGCCAUGGCCCACAGGGCAGGCCUGGGGCCUGGGUGGCUGGGGGCUGUGGCCAUUCUGCUUUUACUUGGAUUAUUCCGGUCCGGACUUGCCUCCUGUGGCGUGGCCUCCCAAGCACGCAUCACCGGGGGUGGUGGCGCAGCGGCCGGCCAGUGGCCCUGGCAGGUCAGCAUCACCUACGACGGCACCCACGUGUGUGGCGGUUCCCUCGUGUCUGAGCAGUGGGUGGUCUCAGCUGCUCACUGCUUCCCAAGGGAGCACCUCAAGGAAGACUAUGAGGUAAAGCUGGGGGCCCACCAGCUGGACUCCUACACCCCUGAGGCCGAGGUCCGCACCGUGGCCCAGGUCAUCUCCCACCCCAGCUACCACCAGGAGGGCUCCCAGGGCGACAUCGCGCUCCUCCGGCUCGGGAGGCCGGUCUCCUUCUCCCGCUACAUCCGGCCCAUCUGCCUCCCCGCAGCCAACACCUCCUUCCCCAACGGCUUCCAAUGUACUGUCACCGGAUGGGGCCACGUGGCGCCCUCAGUGAGCCUCCUGGCCCCCCGGCAGCUGCAGCAACUCGAGGUACCACUGAUCAGCCGUGAGACGUGUAACUGCCUGUACAACAUCGACGCCAAGCCUGAUGAGCCCCACUUUAUCCAGCAGGACAUGGUGUGUGCCGGCUACGUGAAGGGGGGCAAGGAUGCCUGCCAGGGUGACUCUGGGGGCCCACUCUCCUGCCCCGCGGGGGGCCUCUGGUACCUGGCAGGCAUUGUGAGCUGGGGCGACGCCUGUGGGGCCCCCAACAGGCCUGGCGUGUACACGCUGACCUCCAGCUACGCCUCCUGGAUUCACUACCACGUGACAGAGCUCCAGCCUCGUGUGGGGCCCCAGCUCCAGGAGUCCCAGCCCGAUGGCCAUCUCUGUGUCGACCAUCAGGCCUUCAGCUCGGCCCCAGCCCGGGGCUUACAGGGGCUCGUCCUUCUGCUGCCACUAGGCCUGACCCUGGGCCUCGUCUGCUAAGCUACUCAUCCUGGGAGCCGACCCUGCUUCCUGGACUUCCACACUGCACCCGAGGACAGAUGCAUGGCCCAGGAGUGGAGCUGGCCCUUCCCUGACAUCUGGGCCUGGGGGACUGGUUUGAGUCACUCCUUCCUGCCCGGACCUGCGGGAGCCCAGAGCACCAUCCUGACCUUUGAGCCCCCUCUUCUGGGUUCGUUCUUUGGGACUACAGCCCACAGGCAAAGAGUUUACUACCUGUGGUAUUGGCUAGAGCCUCUGGGCACCUCCACCCGCUGGCUGGGCUCCUAUGGAGCCCCUGAGGACCCUUAACGAUGAAAAUGAGCCCUGGCUCCCCGCUUUGUUUCUAGAAGAUUGGGUACCUGCCUAGUUAAUUGCUGCUGAAGGGCUGGCUCCAGCACUCUGAGCGCUCCUUCUGCCGGAUGAGCCCCAUCACUUCACCCUCUGCCUGUCUUCUGAGCUGGGGCUGCCUCCGGGCAGCAUAUUCUUAAGCACAGAAAAGGCCCCAAUCUUGCCCCAUCGGCUGCCAUGCCCUCCUUGAACCUCGACUCCUAGACUCCGGAGGACUGAGCCCCCACUGGAACUGGGCUUGGGCUUGGGGUGAGGGAUAGAAAGAACAAGCAGAAGGAAAAUGUUUUGAGCACAACUGGCUGUGUGUGACAUGCAACGAAGAACAUCAGCUCUUGGCCUCUCCCUCCCACCUCCAAAGUCCAGAACCACUGGCAGAACUUACUUUAUUAAAAAAAAAAUGACAUAA